Leptosia nina is the source of this 297-nucleotide messenger RNA. The record is from the annotation of a GenBank genome assembly. NCBI's taxonomy places the organism in Eukaryota, Metazoa, Arthropoda, Insecta, Lepidoptera, Pieridae.
AUGCAUCGAGAUGAUAAUUAUGAGGUUCUGUCGGUUGGUGAUCAGAACGUGUCAGGCGUUCAUAGGAGACCGCAGCCUAAGAGGCUUAUUUCCCGAAUGCACAUGAAUCAGGAUAAUAAAAGGGAGAUGAGCCCUCCAGGGCUAGAAAUGAUGCAGCGGCCGCGGCGGUCGGAACGUCGCGGUUUGAUCAUCGUCAGUCAAGCAGACACAACGCGCAUCCGAGCGGGUAAUGCAAGUCGACGCGCGACAGCGCAUGCUGCGCAGUCCAAGUUACAGCGAUUAGCGAGCUUCAAAUAG